AUUAUCUUGACGAAUACGAUUGGUUUAUAAAAGGUGAUGACGAUAUGUUCUUAAUGCCGGAAAAUUUACGUUUUAUGUUAUCAGCGUAUUCAACCGACGAUCCCAUUUAUUUUGGACAUAAAUUCAAUACGACAGAUCAUAAAUGGGGAUAUUUUAGCGGUGGCAGUGGAUAUGCGAUGAGCCGAAAAACGCUUCGCAUUUUUGUUGAAAAAGUGUUGACAAAUAAAAAUUUUUAUAAUAAUCCAAAGUCGGUUUGUAACAUUAAGACCGACGAUCGAAUUGAAGAUUAUGAUAUUUCACGGUGCUUGGAUUAUUACAAUGUAUAUCCCGGUGAUGCGAGAGAUCUAUUGAAACGUGAUCGGUUUCUACCAUUUUGGCCGGAAGAACAUUUUUUCAUCCGUUAUAAUCCAACGUAUUGGUAUUGGCAGAGAAAAUACUAUUGGAACGAUGAUGGAUUGGACUGUUGCUCAAAUUAUACCAUUGCAUUUCAUUACAUAUCAGCAUCGUAUCAAUAUACAAUGUAUUAUCUCAUUUAUAAGCUACAACCAUAUGGUAUUAAUCCACGUUACCCAAAGCCACCAAUGCAAAAAGACUUUAAACAAGUCGCCAAUUUACUCGAUCGUGAACGAUAUGAUCCAACUUUUCGGGGAUAUUAAUUUGGAGUUUUCGUUAAAAAAAAAAACUUUUAGCUAUAAGGCAGAAUUAAGCAAAUAUAUUUUAUAAGAAAAAAAUGAUUUUUUUUUGUACUCAAACUGACAUUGUAAACAUUGUAUUUAUAGAAAACAGAUAAUAUAUCAGCAGUUUGUGAUUUAGUUGUCAACUCUACUUGAAAACGGA
Molecule: messenger RNA, 837 nt
Organism: Contarinia nasturtii (swede midge)
Lineage: Eukaryota; Metazoa; Arthropoda; Insecta; Diptera; Cecidomyiidae
Product: glycoprotein-N-acetylgalactosamine 3-beta-galactosyltransferase 1-like
Exons: 1
Coding region: 45-656 (203 amino acids)
Molecular function (GO): N-acetylgalactosaminide beta-1,3-galactosyltransferase activity
Source: RefSeq, a predicted model, not a curated record